AUGUCCCCUCCCCGGCCCUCCCCUCGGCCGCGCAGCCUGCCGGCCGCUCCCGCCGCCGCGCGACGGGGCGGCCUCUGCCGCGGGCGGUCUGCGGCGAGCCGGCACCUCCUCCCCCUGGGGCGGUGCCUCCUCCGCGGCCGCGGCUGCUCGCUAGCUCGUUCGGCGGAGUUCGGGCGGCGGCUGCGGCCGGGGCGCGGUGUUCGGCUAGGCUCGGCUGCGCUCGGCUACGUUCGACUACGUUCGGCUGGGCUCGGCUGGGCUCGGCAGGCAGCAAAAACAGCGGAGGACCUCGCUUCCUGGAGGCCGGCGGCGGCCCGCGGCCAAUUCAGGACUGAUGUGGGGGAAGGAGCAGAUGAAUGGGCCCAGUCCAAAGCCACAGUCAGACCCCCUGACCAGCUGGAGCUGACCGAUGCGGAGCUAAAGGAAGAGUUCACCCGCAUUCUGACCGCCAACAACCCACACGCACCCCAGAACAUCGUCAGGUACAGCUUCAAAGAAGGCACGUAUAAGCUUAUUGGCGUGGUGAACCAACUGGCAGUUCACUUCAGCCAGGUUGGGAACCUGAUCCCCAAAGACUCGGAUGAAGGACGGCGGCAGCACUACCGUGAUGAGUUAGCAGCAGGUUCUCAGGAGUCUGCCAAGGUGGUGAUUUCAGAAACCGAAAUCCUCGAAGAAGAAGAAGAGCCUAAGGAAACAGAAGCUGAAACUGAACUUGGGAGUCAAACAGAUGUGCCUGCCACUGAGGCAGCUGCAAAAGCAACUGAAGAAGAAUUGAUGACUCCCAAGCAGCCCAAGGAGCGAAAGCUCACCAACAAGUUCAACUUCAGUGAGAGGGCCUCACAGACCUUAAACAAUCCUCUCCGGGACCGAGAAUGCCAGAUGGAGCCUCCUCCUAGGACAAACUUUUCAGCCACAGCCAAUCAGUGGGAGAUCUACGAUGCCUAUGUAGAGGAACUUAAGAAGCAGGAAAAGACCAAAGAAAAGGAGAAGGCAAAGACACCAGUGGCUAAAAAAAUGGGGAAGAUGACCAUGAGGAAGAUGACAUCUAUGGAGUCCCAGAGUGAUGACAUCACCAAAGUGACUCAGGCUGCUAAAAUUGUGGAGCGGAUGGUCAACCAGAACACAUAUGAUGAUGUUGCUCAAGAUUUUAAGUACUACGAGGAUGCUGCUGACGAAUACCGAGACCUGGAGGGUACGCUGCUGCCGCUCUGGAAGUUCCAAAACGACAAAGCCAAGCGCCUGGCUGUCACCGCCCUCUGCUGGAAUCCAAAGUACAAUGAUCUGUUUGCAGUGGGACAUGGUUCCUAUGACUUCAUGAAGCAGAGCCGGGGCAUGCUCCUGCUGUACAGCCUGAAGAACCCCAGCUUUCCCGAGUACAUCUUCAGCAGUGAGAGUGGCAUCAUGUGUCUAGACAUGCACGUGAACCACCCUUACCUGGUGGUGGUGGGCCACUACGAUGGGAACGUGGCUAUUUACAACCUCAAGAAGCCCCAGUCCCAGCCGUCCUUCCGCAGCUCAGCCAAGUCCGGCAAGCACACGGACCCGGUGUGGCAGGUCAAGUGGCAGAAGGAUGACAUGGACAACAACCUCAACUUCUUCUCUGUGUCAUCUGACGGCAGGAUUGUGUCUUGGACCCUCUUGAAGAGUGAGCUGGUUCACACAGAUGUCAUCAAGCUGAAGGCGGAGGGCAACACCACAGAUGGCCUCAACGGGUUGCAGAUACACACAGUGGGCUGUGGCACCGCCUUUGACUUCCACAAAGAGAUUGACUACAUGUUCCUAGUGGGCACAGAGGAGGGAAAAAUCUACAAGUGCUCUAAGUCCUACUCCAGCAAGUUCCUCGACACCUAUGAUGCCCACAACAUGGCAGUGGACGCUGUGUCCUGGAACCCAUACCAUGCCAAGGUCUUCAUGUCCUGCAGCUCCGACUGGACUGUGAAGAUCUGGGACCACACCAUCAAGACCCCGAUGUUCAUCUACGAUCUAAAUUCAGCUGUGGGUGAUGUGGCCUGGGCGCCGUACUCUUCUACUGUGUUUGCAGCAGUCACCACUGAUGGGAAGACCCAUGUGUUUGACUUGUCUAUCAACAAGUAUGAGGCCAUCUGCAGCCAGCCCGUGGUGGCCAAAAAGAAGAACAAGAUCACCCAUGUGCAGUUCAAUCCUAUCCAUCCCAUCAUCAUUGUGGGUGAUGACCGUGGGCACGUCAUUUGCCUCAAGCUCUCACCCAACUUGCGCAAGAUGCCGAAGGAAAAGAAGGGACAGGAGGUACAGAAGGGUCCAGCUGUGGAGAUCGCAAAAUUGGAUAAACUGCUGAACCUGGUGAGGGAAGUGAAAACCAAGACCUGAGGGCCUGGCCUCAGUCCCUGUCCCAUUUUUCUGAACCUGUUACUUGUAACCCCUGACCCUGCACCCAAGCCCAGCCUUAGUACUCGGUAUGUGACCCCACCCCUAACCAGGUCCCAGCAUCUACCAUCAGCACUCUACACUGGCCCUGAUCCCAGCACCUCACCCCAGGACUUGGCCCUCAACCAUUAUCCUGUCCUACUUUGCACAAAUAAACCUGCGUCUGGAA
Messenger RNA from Lutra lutra (Eurasian river otter), 2572 nucleotides. RefSeq names its product dynein axonemal intermediate chain 1-like. The transcript is spliced from 19 exons. The coding region runs from base 1 to 2346 and encodes 781 amino acids. NCBI's taxonomy places the organism in Eukaryota, Metazoa, Chordata, Mammalia, Carnivora, Mustelidae. Gene Ontology annotation, cellular component: outer dynein arm. Gene Ontology annotation, biological process: outer dynein arm assembly; cilium movement. The record is from RefSeq and is a predicted model, not a curated record. Gene Ontology annotation, molecular function: dynein light chain binding; dynein heavy chain binding.